Messenger RNA from Myripristis murdjan (pinecone soldierfish), 1737 nucleotides. Its product is annotated as ras-related protein Rab-8B-like. The transcript is spliced from 8 exons. Bases 84 to 707 code for a protein of 207 amino acids. Lineage: Eukaryota; Metazoa; Chordata; Actinopteri; Holocentriformes; Holocentridae. Gene Ontology annotation, molecular function: GTPase activity; GTP binding. The record is from RefSeq and is a predicted model, not a curated record.
GCUGGUGAGGAUUUCCAGACAAGGGGGGGAUCCCGGCGGCUCUUUUAACGCCCUCACUAAAUGUCGGAGUGCAGAGUACAUGCAUGGCGAAAACGUACGAUUAUCUGUUCAAACUACUGCUCAUCGGAGACAGCGGGGUCGGCAAGACAUGUCUGCUGUUCAGAUUCAGCGAGGACUCCUUCAACACCACCUUCAUCUCAACAAUAGGUAUAGACUUCAAAAUCAGAACAAUAGAGAUGAAUGGGAAGAGAGUGAAACUUCAGAUUUGGGACACAGCGGGCCAGGAGAGGUUUCGCACCAUCACCACGGCGUAUUACAGAGGAGCUAUGGGCAUUAUGUUGGUUUAUGAUAUCUGCAACGAGAAGUCAUUCGAAAACAUAAAGAACUGGAUCAGAAAUAUCGAAGAGCAUGCAUCGUCUGAUGUUGAGAAGAUGAUUUUGGGUAACAAAUGUGACAUGAGCGACAGGAGACAGGUGUCCAAAGACAGAGGCGAAAAACUGGCCAUCGAUUAUGGGGUUAAGUUUCUGGAGACCAGUGCAAAGACCAGUGUAAAUGUGGAAGAGGCAUUUUAUACUAUGGGCAGAGACAUAUUGCACAAUCUGAGCACAAAGACAACUGACAACAAUCCAACAGGAGUUGGCGGACCUGUCAAAAUCACAGAAAAAAAGUCAAAGAGAAUCAAAUUCUUCAAGUGCUCGCUCCUCUAGACCGCUCAUCUACAAGUGUUCGCUGCUCUGGAGUGAUUUCACUGUUUUUGAGGGUCCUUCCUCGUGGGCAUCCUCGCAGCAGCAGCAGCAGUGGUCAUAUUCAGAGGGCCCGACUGCUAGCUUAAACUCACAGGAGGUUUUGAGAUCGAGUCAUGAUGUCGAACGAGGGCACAUCUAUAAGAAAUGAGGCUGAAUAUUGCUGCUCAGUCAAAAAAAACUUGUGAAUGGUCAUCAGUAAUGGCUCAUGUCCAGCCCUGCUCAGUGUCUGCAGGAGGUGGUGACCCUGUUGGUAUCGAUACCCCUCCACAUGCUGGAGGGAUCUCACUGAGAUCUGUCCCAGGCACCUGCAGUUGUCUCAUCAAUGGAAAACACUGAGAUUUUUUCAUGCAGUAUACUUUCACACAUUGCAUUUUGUAUAAUAUACUAUCAGAAUGUUAGUCAGGCUGUGGAUCAGAUGUCGAGAUAGUGUAAGCAUUCAGUGUACAUGUCUGUGUAAAUUCAUGUAUCUUAAUAGGCUGCUCAGUUUCCAAUUGCACUGGCAGCAUGUUUCUGUGCAAUUGUUCAUGCGUGCCACAUGGAGAAAGUAACAGUAUUAUGAUGGAAUAGACAAAAAGUCAUUUAAAGUAAGCCUACUGUAGUUUCUUAUUUUAUUUAUUUAUUUGACUGAAACUUUAUUUACACAGAUUAGUGUGUCAAUGUGAAACUGAAGGUGGUUGUGUGGCUCCUGGAAGGAGCUUGAAUGAAUACCUAUUGUUAUGCACUUGUAGGUAUUCGCAUGAAGCCGUAAGGGCACUACUUAGUAGUUUGUGAUUAAGUACAUUUACACAAGAUAAAAUACUGUAUAUUUACAGACAUUAUUUCAAAGUAUUUUAUCAAACAUCAUAUACAUCCAACAAGUCCCCUUUACAUCUCUAACAUAAUAAUGCAAUGACUUGGCAAAGCUGUAAUGUGAAUGGUUGUGUUUGUAUGAUAUGUUACACCACUGAAAAUGUUACAGUAAAGACAGAAAAUAAAAUGGAUCCUCAGAGGA